AAAUGGCUAAGAAAACAAAAAAUUCUGUUGCCGAUGCGGUUUACGCCAAAAAGGCUGUGAAAAAAGAGAAUCCCUUUGCCACAGCGACAGCGGCAACAUCGAAAAAACUCAAUCCCUUCGAGGUACACAUGAACAAGGAGAAAUUCCAAAUUCUAGGAAGGACAUGUAAACAUGAUAAAGGUCUGCCCGGUGUAUCACGAGCUAAGGCUAUUAAGAAACGUAAAGAAACUUUGGGUCAAGAAUUUCUGAGGAAGGAUAAAACCAAUAAAUUCAAAGAUCGUCGUAUUGGAAAAUAUUUGACGGGUGACCAAUUGAAUGAAGAGGUGAUGGCGGCACGUUUUGUGGCCGAUAAAAUGGAACGCAUGAAACAAAACAAACAUUCAAGAUUCAAUUUAAAUGAUGAUGAAGUGCUGACGCAUCGUGGUCAGACACUGGAAGAGAUAGAACAAUUUCGGGAUGACCGUUCCGAUGAUGACGCCGAGGAGGAUGAUAAAUUGGAUGCCGCCUUCACGGAAGCUGCCCAUUUCGGUGGUGACGAAAGUGCUGCCGCCAAAGAUCGUAAAUCUGCCAUUGAAGAAAUGAUUGCUGAGCAGAAAAAACGUAAAGUUGAAAUUGCCAAGGAGAAAGAUGAACUUUACGAUCUCACAGAAAAACUUGAUUCCAAUUAUAAGGAUCUCAUUAGUUUGGUGGGGAAAAUGUCCAAGAAUGAAAUGAAAAAACAAGAACCGGAUGAUUAUGAUCGUUUGACACGUGAAUUGAUAUUUGAACCUAGAGGUGUGGUAUCCGAUAAAUUGAUAUCCGAAGAAGAUAUGGCCAAAAAGGAGAAGGAACGUUUGGAGAGAUUGGAAAAUGAACGUCUCCGAAGAAUGAAAGCUGAGGGUGAAGAAGAUGAUGAAGAGGAUAAUAACAAACCUAAGCAUAGGUCCGCAGAUGAUUUGGAUGAUGGUUAUUUUGCUAAUGGCGUUGAAGAAGAGGAUGGCACCUUGGUGUAUACUAUGGAUGGCCAAUUGGGAACGAAUUUGAAUCAUGAUGAAGAUGAAAGCGGCGAGGAAGAAGAAGACGACGACGAUGAAGAUGAGGAAGGUGAAGAAGAGGAGGACGAUGAUGACGAUGAAGAAGAAGGUGAUGAUUUGGAUGAUUUAAAAGUAACUGACUCCGAAGGAGAAGAUUCCGAAGUGGAUAAUGAAGUGAAAUCAGAUAAACCCAAAAAGGACACAAAACCAAAAGAAACAAUGAAAAAAGUAAAUGUCCAGAGAACAGAUUUGCCAUUUACAAUCGAAAUGCCCAAAAAUUAUCCGGAAUUUGUUAAACUAUUAAACGAGUACAAGUUGCAAGACCAACCUAUUAUUGUCGAACGUUUAAUUAAAUGCAAUCAUCCAAAAUUGGAAGGUGUAAAUCGUGAGAAAGUCGUAAAACUCUUUGCCUUCCUGCUGCAAGUGAUAAAUGAGAAAUUCUCCGAUGCCGGUGCUGAUGAUAUACGUGAACAUUUUCAAUUCCUUUCGCUAAUUAUGCCUCAUCUUUUCGAUUUAAUACAUUUAAAUGCAGAACGUAUGUCCAACAUUCUACUCGAUGUCAUCAAGGAGAAAUAUUCAGAAUUUAAGAAAAAUUCCAAACAAUAUCCCUCUUUGGAGGUAUUGAUUUAUUUCAAGAUUGUUUCCAACCUGUGUUCAACAUCUGAUUUCCGGCAUCCCGUUGCAACACCAUGUUACAUAUUUAUGCAACACAUUUUGUCCAAAGCACGUGUAAAGAGCCGACAAGAUAUUGCAAUGGGUUUGUUUUUGGUUAGCUUAUGCUUGGAAUAUGGUAACAUCUCAAAACGUUUUCUGCCGGCUGCAUUCAACUUCCUAACGGGUUUAAUAUUCUUGUGUAUACCCAAGAGACCCGUGGAAAUUAUAAAAGUUGUACCACCCUUCCAAAGUCAAGGACCAUUAAAUAGAUUAUUAGCCAUAGCCACCGAUUCCAAGGAAUACAAAGAUAUUAAGGAAGAACCCCUAAACGCCGAAGAUUUAGUUACACAAUUGAUAAGCAAUGAUUUCAAAGUAAGAUCAUUAAAUCAAACCCUGCAACUUAUACAAGAUGCCACAUCUCUAGUCUCCGAACAUGUGGGUAGCAAUUUUUUGGUUGCCCCCAUUUACGAAAUGAUGGAUAAAUUAGAUGUUACACCUUAUCCCUCCUAUGUAAAGGAGAAUUAUGAAAAAACUAAAACAUUGUUGGAGACAGUGAUGAAUAAGCCGUUAACAAAAUUGGUGCCACCCGAAAAGAAACCUAAAGCUUUACGUUUACUUGAACCGCGCAUUGAAACCGUUUACGAUGAUAAACGUCGUCCUAAACUUACCAAAGAAAAAGAGGAGAAGGUGAAAUUGGUACACAAAAUUAAACGUGAAACUAAGGGUGCUAUACGUGAAAUCCGCCGUGAUACAGAAUUCUUACAGAAAAUACGUAUACAACAACAACUGCAAAGUGACAAGGAACGUCGUGAAAAGGUCAAACGUAUCUAUGCCGAAGCCUCGCUGCAGCAAGGCGAACUCAAUGCCUUGGAACGAGAAAAGAAGAAGAAAAAGAAAUUUUAAAUUCGUUUU
Molecule: messenger RNA, 2579 nt
Organism: Musca vetustissima
Lineage: Eukaryota; Metazoa; Arthropoda; Insecta; Diptera; Muscidae
Product: nucleolar protein 14 homolog
Exons: 5
Coding region: 3-2570 (855 amino acids)
Biological process (GO): maturation of SSU-rRNA
Cellular component (GO): nucleolus; Noc4p-Nop14p complex; small-subunit processome
Source: RefSeq, a predicted model, not a curated record